Messenger RNA from Portunus trituberculatus (swimming crab), 2311 nucleotides. RefSeq names its product WD40 repeat-containing protein SMU1-like (gene Smu1). The transcript is spliced from 11 exons. The record is from RefSeq and is a predicted model, not a curated record. Gene Ontology annotation, molecular function: protein binding. Gene Ontology annotation, cellular component: precatalytic spliceosome. Bases 128 to 1669 code for a protein of 513 amino acids. Lineage: Eukaryota; Metazoa; Arthropoda; Malacostraca; Decapoda; Portunidae. Gene Ontology annotation, biological process: mRNA splicing, via spliceosome.
UCCUGUUGUAGUGGGUGGCGUGAUGAGGGAGGCACCGCAGCUCCGAAGAUCAAGACGCUUUGUUGAUGUGUGAAGCAGAAGAGGCGACUCGCUGAGGAAGGGCGGCCGCCUGUAUUAAUCCCUCACCAUGUCCAUAGAAAUAGAAUCAGCGGAUGUGAUCCGCUUGAUCCAGCAGUACCUGAAGGAAAACAAUCUGGGCCGCACGCUGCGAGCCCUGCAGGAGGAGACGUCCAUCACCCUCAACACAGUGGACUCAGUGGAAAGCUUCAUGGCGGACAUUAACCAGGGCCACUGGGACACUGUGUUGAAGGCCAUCCAGACCCUCAAGCUGCCCGACAAGAAACUCAUUGACUUAUACGAGCAGGUUGUCCUUGAGCUGAUUGAGCUGCGUGAGCUUGGAGCAGCAAAGUCUGUACUACGUAACACUGACCCACUCAUCAUGUUGAAGCAGACCAUGCCGGAGAGAUAUGUACAUCUGGAGAACCUCAUCGCCCGCUCAUACUUUGAUCCACGAGAGGCGUACCCCGAGGGCGUGACUAAGGAGCGGCGUCGAGCUGCCAUCGCUGCGGCCCUGGCUGGAGAGGUGUCCGUGGUGCCUCCUUCCCGUCUCCUGGCUCUCCUUGGUCAGGCCCUCAAGUGGCAGCAGCACCAGGGUCUCCUUCCACCUGGCACGCAGAUUGAUUUGUUCCGAGGUAAGGCAGCCAUGAGGGAGCAGGAGGAUGAAAAGGUGCCAACUCAGCAGGCACGCUUCAUCCGCUUCCCACAGAAGGCACACGUGGAGAGUGCCCACUUCAGCCCCGAUGGACAGUACCUGGUGACGGGCAGCUUCGACGGCAUCAUUGAAGUGUGGAAUUUCACAACUGGCAAGAUCCGUAAGGACUUGAAGUACCAGGAGAAGGAUUCAUACAUGAUGAUGGAGACAGCCGUGCUGAGUCUGGCAUUCAGCCGAGACUCUGAGAUGCUGGCCAGCGGCUCCCAGGGUGGCCAAGUCAAGGUGUGGCGGGUCAACACAGGUCAGUGCCUGCGCAAGGUGGAAAGGGCACAUUCUGAAGGAGUCACAUCACUGGCAUUCAAUAAGGACAACAGUCAAGUCAUGUCCACCUCCUUUGACAACACUUUGAGAGUGCAUGGCUUGAAGUCCGGCAAGACACUGAAGGAGUUUAGGGGUCACUCGUCCUUUGUGAACCAGGCCACCUUCACCCAGGACGGCCACAACAUCAUCAGCGCCUCAUCAGACGGCACUGUGAAGGUGUGGUCGGUGAAGACAACAGAGUGCAUUGCCACCUUCAAGUCCCUGGCUGGGGUGACCUCCAUGGACCUGCCAGUAUACUCAGUGCACAUCCUACCCAAGAACCCUGACCAUAUCGUUGUGUGUAACAGGUCCAACACUGUGACCAUCAUGAACAUGCAGGGCCAGACGGUGCGUUCUCUAUCUUCUGGUAAGCGUGAAGGUGGUGACUUUGUGGCAUGUGUGGUGUCUCCGAGGGGCGAGUGGAUCUUUUGUGUGGGCGAGGAUCAUGUGCUCUACUGCUUCUCCACCUCUACUGGCAAACUGGAGAGGACCUUGAAUGUUCAUGAGCAGUCGGUGAUUGGGAUGUGCCACCACCCCCACCAGAACUUGCUGGCAACAUACAGUGAGGAAGGUCUCUUGAAGCUGUGGAAACCGUAGACUUAAGGAAUGAGUAGGUGAGGUGGUAGCUUGGCUGUAUAUUGACAAUUGCAGGAGUGUUGUUUCAUUCUGUUGCUGUGGUGAAUGGUGACGAGUGGAUGAAGUGAGGGUGAAGAUGGUGGUGCAGUUGAUAUAAUGGUGUAAGAGGUGUAUGCGUUUCAAAUUGAGGUGUUUGAUAAUUAAGUGUCUUUUUUUAUAUGUUUUGAAUUUGUAAGAUUUAGAAUAAGAAAAUUACAAGGAAAAUCUUGGCUAAUGGAAGUUAGAUCAUUCAUUCACCCAUAAAGGUUUUGAAUUUGUAAGAUUAUAUAGGAAAGUAAGAACAUUGAGCAAAAUGCCAACUAUGAUGGUUAGUUCGUCCAUUCAGCCAGCCUCAGGACAGUACAAAUGAUUCCCUACAUGUAACAUUCACCCCGAGAUGCAGCAUUGUAAUAAGGAACAAGUUUGGAUAUUUUGCUAUGGAGCUGCUUUGACUGAGGACACUUUAGUGUUUUGCAGUCCACCUGUUGUGUACUGAACUGAUGACAUUUUGUGUAAUUUCUCACGUGUACGUCAUUCUUGGCAGCGUAGAAGUGAGGAUUGUAUACAGAACUGUCAGAUUUAGACCACAAAUAGUAUAAGUGAAUAAAGUGUGUUGCACUUACA